AUGGGAGACGUCUGCAAGACCACCAGCAUUUCCUCCCAAACAUCACCACUGAGCUCCAGGACCUCCAGCGCUGUUGGAACCCUAAGAUCACUGCAGGCGAACAUCGCGCCCGAGCUCCUGCGAGGCGUCUCGUUGCACGAAUGCCUCAGUGGCUGGGGGAAGCACUGGUCAGCUGGAGGGAUGUUCCAGACAAAGCAAGACGACGCCAGUCAAGCAUAUGGGCUCAGUCGCCAGACCCAGCGCUUUGACAACUUUCUCAGUCAUGAUUGGAGCACUUCCCGGUGGCUGAAGCUUGCGACCCUCUUGGUUGUGUUCAACUCAAGGGCCGCAGCUUUAGCCACUCUGGUCGUGAGCGUGCUGGUGGGCAUGCUGCGUGCAGCGGGCUUCCUGCCAGAUGAGCCAUGGACCGUGGUCAUCGGGCAUGUCACGUUUCUGCUGUUUUUCAGCUUCUGGCAACGGAUGCGCGCCAUACUCCGGAAGCCUCGGAUGGUUUUCCUGGACAAGCUGUGCAUAGCUCAGCAUGAUGACACUCUCAAGGAGCAGGGCAUCUUGGGGCUCGCUGCUUUUCUUGAUCGCUCCGAGAAGCUGACCAUUCUAUGGUCGCCGCGAUACUUUCAGCGUCUCUGGUGUGUAUAUGAGAUCAGCACCUUCUUGCGCAGUCGGGACAAAUGGAAGCCAAUAGAGAUCAUGCCAGUCAAGCUGGCACUCCUGCUGUGCGUGAACGCUGGAAACUGGUUCGUCAUGGCAGCUGCCUAUCACUCCAUUGCCAAUUCUACAGGCGGCGAGCCCAGUGUGAAAAGGACUUUGGUAGUGGGAGGCACCUGCGUGUGCCUUGCUGCGUGCAUGGUCCCUUGGACAUACUAUGUCGGCAUUGGCAUGAUGGAAGACUUGCACAAGCUGCCGCAGCAGCUUGCAGACUUUCGCAUCCAGGAUGCCGAGAGCACCUGCUGCGCACACCAGCACAUCCACCCGCAGUUCGAUACUUUGCGUCAAUGGUUCGGUGAUGCGGAAGAGAGUGGCGGCGGCGAGCAGCACCUAGACAACUUCAACAGAUUAGUCAGGAAGAGGCUGGCACCAGUGGUGUUGAAGAGUGUGGGUGGAGACAACCUGCCGAUUGGAUACACUGUAUACAUGGCUGCCAGCGCCAACAUGCCCUUCCUUGCCAGCUUCAUCCCAUUCUUGGCCAAGGGACCUCCUGUGGACUACACAGCCGGCGACUCGCUGGUUUGGGCCCUACGGAUUUUCAUUAGCUGGGCGUUCACCUCCCUCUUGGCCGUCUUAACAACUCGCUUGAACCUCUUUCUCUGCAGACACGGGCCCCGGAUUUUGCAGUCGUGUCACUCAAGGAUCUGCCGGGCGCUUCUGCUAUCACAGGCGGCGGUACUCUUUGUGACCAUCUUGUGGGCUGGGUACCGAGUCCCUGCAAGGCGAGUUGACAGCAAGAGCUGGGAAGACAGGGCUGCCUUUGAGCCAGAGUCGGAGGGUGUCCCACCGGAGUUGGUGGGAGAUGAAUCAAUGAUGACCGCAAGGAGUCUGCUUGCAUCCCGUCAUGGUGCACGUGCGAUGCAGCAGCUGGGCUGUGCCAAGGAGGUCCUGAGGACCAGCCAAGACGCUGCCCCUCGCUCGCCCGUGAGCAGCACGUUACCAAUGACGCAGUCGCAGUUUGCUUUCCUCUGCGCGGACGCUGCAGCUCCGGGUACCAGCAUCUCCAACUGCGCUGUAAUGUACAUCUUCCAGGAGGAGGACGUGGACGUCAAGAGUCUUCAGGAGGUUAUCCAGGACAUUGGCGUCAAGUACUGGAGCAAGCUCCACCUUCACUGCGGUGAUGGAAUCAACAGCGCAGCCCGGGAUUUCAUGCGGGUGACCUACACGGGUCUCUGCCGCGACGAAGUGCCGCUUCAAGUAUUCCCGGACACGUGCGGACUGGAGGUCUCGAAACAAGUGGGCAGCGAGAAGCUCGCGCAAAACCUACCUUUCAAGGUCUCCGGUGAGGAGGCGCGCUUCCUGAUGCAGUUUCACAACCAGCCGUUUGACCUCAAACCGGGUGCAGACCGGAUCCCUCGUCGGGUCGCGAUCAUCCGCUUCGACAGCGGGCGGGUUGGCUUGAAGAUGGUGGCCAGCCACAUGCUUGAGGAUGGCGGCAGCUACACCGCGCUGCUGAAGCUGAUUCUGCACUCCUACUAUGACCGUGUGGGCCUGGCCGGCGCGCUGCCGACGCCGCAG
Symbiodinium natans is the source of this 2223-nucleotide messenger RNA. The record is from the annotation of a GenBank genome assembly. NCBI's taxonomy places the organism in Eukaryota, Dinophyceae, Suessiales, Symbiodiniaceae.